CCCCCGGCCCCUCCUCCGUCUGGGACUACCAGGACGACCACAGCCCACUAUGGACUAUCUCGCUGCAAAGAUGGACACCAUGGAAGACGUAAUGGCGCACUGGCCUGCGGUAGCUGCUAGCAUCUCGGCCGUUGCCGUCGCCCUCGUGCUGCAGUGGCUGUUCCGGCCCGACCCUCUGGCUACAGUGCCUGUUGUCGGAGAAGGGAACAAGGCCAGUCGGAGAAAACAGUUCGUUUCGGGCCAGGCAAACGCUCUCUAUUCUGAAGGUUACAAAAAGUUCCGAGAUGGCCUCUUCCGAAUCGCAACACCAAGGAGUACCGAGAGUAUUGUCAUCUCAACCAAGUUUGUCAACGAGCUGAGGAACCUGCCCGACGAUGUUCUCAGCUUUGAUAAAGCGGUUUCUGAGACUAUGCAAGCAAAAUACACCAGGCUGCAGACCGAGGUGCCAGCGUUGGCUCACACCGUCAAGGCCUCGCUCACCCCUGCUUUGCCACGCCUAAACGCCUCUGUAGCCGACGAAGUAGUCGAAGCCAUGCGCCAGGAACUGCCCCAGACCUCCGACUGGACUGAAGUCAACAUCAACUACAAACUCCUCCGCAUCGUAGCCAUGGCGUCCGGUCGCGUCUUCAUCGGUUCCGAGCUCUGCCGGGACGAGAGGUACCUCGACGCCGCCAUCAACUACACCGUCGACCUGGUUGCGGCCGUGGAAGUCGUGUCCCGGAUGCCCGUGUGGUCUCGCCCGUUUCUCGCCCCGAGGUGCGAGCCGGUCAAGAAGGUGCAUGCCCGCAUGCAGCAGGCCGAUGAGUUCCUGCGGCCCAUCGUCGCCGCGCGCAGGAAUGCCGAGGCCCAGGCUUCGCCGGACUAUGUGAAGCCGGACGACAUGCUGCAGUGGAUCAUGGACUCGCAGAAGAAGUUUGGCGAGAAGAAUGACGAGGACCUCGCGAAUUAUCAGUUGGGUGUGAGCUUUGCUGCUAUUCAUACGACCACCAUGACCACCACCAAUGCAAUCUAUACUCUCGCUGCCAUGCCCGAGCUCACUCCGAUGCUUCGCGAGGAUGUCCAGCAGGCACUAUCUGCGAGCGGAGGCCAGUUCACGAGUCUGGCCAUGCAGAAAAUGAGGAAACUGGAUAGCUUCCUCCGAGAAAUUCUACGUUACUAUCCCAUAGCAGCCACCUCCUUCAACCGCAAAGUCCUCAAACCCUUCACUCUGUCCAACGGCCAGGUCAUCCCGGCGGGCGUCGUCAUCGAAUUACCGGCCGGCGACGUCGCCUUCGACGAGGACCUAUUCCCGGCACCCCACGUCUUCGACGCGCUGCGGUUCUACAAGAUGCGACAGGCCAAGGACCAGGCCGGGUCCGGCGUCAAGGCGGCCGAGGCGGUGGCCAACGCGCAGUUUGUAAGCGUCGGGGCGUCGAGCCUGACGUUCGGAUAUGGACGGCAUGCCUGCCCCGGACGGUUCUUCGCUGCGAACGAAAUCAAAAUGAUCAUGGCAACCUUUCUUCUUGAUUACGAGGUCCGGUUGCCCGAGGGUGUGACGGAGAGAUAUAAGAAUCUCGAGUUUUCUGGGCAGUCGGUCCCUGAUCCCACCAAGACUAUUUUAAUCAGGAAACUAUGAAACCCGGUGGGUUGAAGAGUGUAUGUGGGCUGAAGUGGGUUGAGGGCGAGUCUGGAAAGCGGAGAGAACCAGGGUCACAGUCUCGGUCCAUGGUUACGGGUAGUUUGCUUUUAAUGAGAAAGGCGAAAAAUGCAAAAAAAAAAAAAAAAAAAA
This is a messenger RNA of Sodiomyces alkalinus F11, 1768 nucleotides long. Its product is annotated as cytochrome P450. Lineage: Eukaryota; Fungi; Ascomycota; Sordariomycetes; Glomerellales; Plectosphaerellaceae. The record is from RefSeq and is a predicted model, not a curated record. Bases 92 to 1615 code for a protein of 507 amino acids. Gene Ontology annotation, molecular function: monooxygenase activity; iron ion binding; oxidoreductase activity, acting on paired donors, with incorporation or reduction of molecular oxygen. The transcript has 8 exons.